Messenger RNA from Pristis pectinata (smalltooth sawfish), 1059 nucleotides. Its product is annotated as probable G-protein coupled receptor 139. Lineage: Eukaryota; Metazoa; Chordata; Chondrichthyes; Rhinopristiformes; Pristidae. The transcript is spliced from 3 exons. Bases 1 to 1059 code for a protein of 352 amino acids. Gene Ontology annotation, cellular component: membrane. The record is from RefSeq and is a predicted model, not a curated record. Gene Ontology annotation, biological process: G protein-coupled receptor signaling pathway. Gene Ontology annotation, molecular function: G protein-coupled receptor activity.
AUGGGACGAGCGCCAAUUCUGUACAUGAAAGAAAUCUCCUAUCCGAUUCUGGCGGCGUUUGGGAUCCCUGACGUGUGGUGGAACCUGGGGUGUGAGCCGGCGGGGAUGACGUUGAUGGGAAGCUGCGCCGACGUGCUGCGAGAGUCCAUCGCUAACGUGUUGACGGCUGCGAUCUUGUACCGGGGAAAGUGCGGUCUCUCCAGAGGAAUCACGCGUUACAUGGUGGCGAUGGCGAUUUCCUCCCUCCUCGUGCUCAUCUUUCACGUGUUGCUUCGAGAAAUCUACAUUUUUCAUUCGUCUAACUCCUUCCUCUCCCGCAGCACAGUGUGCCCUUCAUAUGUACACUUGCGUGUCCUCACUCUGGACUAUUCCGUCUGGUUAACCGUGUCCUUCACCUUUGACCGUUUUGUCAGUAUUUGCUGUCCGAAGCUGAGACUCAGAUAUUGCACGGAUAGGACGGCCGCCGUGGUUAUUGUGUCCUUGUGCGCUCUGAGCUGCUUAAAGUACAUCCCCUUUCACUUCAUGUACGAGCCACAUUACGUCAUUGAUAAUGUGAACUGGGGGUGUCGGCCCACAGCCGCCUACUUCACCUCCAUCUGGUGGGUGGUUUUCACCUGGAUGUGCAGCAUCUCUCUCUCCUUACUCCCAGUUGGUGUAAUUGUGCUUCUGAACGGGAUGACGGUGAAGAACAUUGUAGCGGCCAGCAGGGUCCGACAACGCCUGAAGGGACAGGAUGGCAAGGACAGUGAGACGGAGAAUCGGCGCAAAUCCAUUGUCUUACUCUUCACCGUGUCAGGCACGUCCAUACUACUCUGGACGACGGCAACGGUGACUUUAAUCUGUACUAGAGUCACAGUCAAUUUUGUGGGCGAGGAUCUCAAAAGCCCGUCUACCGUCGCCAACGAGGUGGGGAUUUUGCUCAUACGCAUCAGCGCAGGGGCCAAAACGUGCAUCUACGCAAUGACCCAAAGCAAGUUCAGACAGGAGUUGCAGAACGGGAUUAAAAGUCUCACUCGGUUCAUCAUUAAACCCACCAAACUUGCGAGGCAGUCGGUCUAG